Molecule: messenger RNA, 7289 nt
Organism: Linum trigynum
Lineage: Eukaryota; Viridiplantae; Streptophyta; Magnoliopsida; Malpighiales; Linaceae
Source: the annotation of a GenBank genome assembly
AUACCCCAAGAUCAAUUUAAUUAGAAACAAUAAUCAAUGCACCAUCUUAGGGUUUAUAGUUUAUGAUUUAGAUCAUUAGGACCUAGGGUUCAUUCAUUAAGGGUUAGGGUAUAGUAUCAUGCCCCAAAAUUCUGGUAAUUUGAGGUCUAGAUAGCGUUUUCAUACUCAAGGUAUGCGGUACCCCAGAUUUCACCCGGGGUACCAUAGAAGGCACCUGUAUUGUAUUUUUUUUUUAUCACAUGAGUAUUAAUCUUGUUGUGAUAAAUUGCAUGGAAUAUAUCUUAUUCUAUUGUGAAACUACUGAAAUUGUUACAGUUUGAGCUCCUAGUUUGCACGAUCAGAUCCUAGUUAUGAUUAUUCAUAGACAUGUUUUGUUGGGAUUAAUACCAUCAAAUAUAAUUAAUCCUACCAGUUGAAUGCUUGAAAUGAUGAUAAUUGAGCUCAUAGGUCACAUGUUCAAAUCUUGGUCAUGAUGAUUGAUAUACAUGUUUAUUAAGUGUUAUUUUAAUAUAAUUAAUAACUUGAAAAAUGAUAUGAAAAUUGUGAAGCUUUCUGUCCUAGGUGGCAAAAAAACUUCUUCACAACGACCAUAAUAUAAGUUAAGAGAUAAGAUAGCAAUUAGUGUUAGUCUCUCUUUCUCAUUAAUUUCUCCCCGACACCCUACCCACAUUAAUUAUUCUUAAAACCGGUAGCUCAAUUAGUACAAUAUUGUCCGAUUUGGACCAAACUCAUACGUACCUACUUAUGGUUUCCUUUUCAAAAUUUCUCGUACUAAUUGAGCUUGGUGGACACUAAUAUACUAGGUUCAUUCUCCUGGUAUUUUCGAUUUGGUACUUGGAUUGCACUAUAACAAUCAUCCCCUCAAGAGAAGGACCACAAACUUCGUGUCCUCCCCUUAGCGAUUAUCUUGGUCCACCAGACACCUUGUAUCGACAGACUCUUCGACACAAAGAUUUACUAGAUGCAUAGCUUCAUUGAUAUGCUAGACAAACGCAUAUCUUCCUCGAUCCGCCAAACAAACAGAAAUCUCAAAAUUUCGAAGUCACCGAAUGGGGAUCCACCGAACUGACGUCCACCGCCCUGAAUCCAAACCAAACCAUGCUCUGAUUACCUUGUACUAAUUGAGCUUGGUGGACACUAAUAUACAAGAGUAAUUUGCUUUGUAUUUUCGAACAAGUAUUUGAAUUGUACCAUAAUAAUCCUCCCGUCAAGACAAGGACUUUCGUGCCCUCCCCUCGCCGAUUAUCUUGAACCGCCAGACAACUUAUAUCGACAGCCUCUUCGAUAAAAUAAUUUACCAUAUGCAUAUAUCCAUUGAUAUGCCAAACAUAUGCAAAUCUUCCUUAAUCUAGCAAACAAACCCAUAUCUCAAAUCUCUAGGUCACCAAACGAGGCUCCCAGUCCCACCAAACUAAUAUCCACCACCCCAUAUUCAAAUAGAAUCAGACUCCGAUACCACUUGUCUUGACCGGGCAGCUCCAUUAGUACGAUAUUGUCCGCUUUGGUCCAAGUCUGCAAAUAUUUACUUUUAAGUUCCUUUCCAAAGGCAUUGCACUACUUGGGCUUGAUGAACAUUAAUAUACAAUGGUUAUUUUCAUUGUAUUUCCAAUAUUGUAUUUGAAUUGCACCAUAUUUUGCGUCGGUAUUUCCUUCCGUAGAAUAUUAGUGUUAAUCUCUAAUUUGGCAUUCCUCUGCUCACAUUCAUUGGAUCAAAAUGAUAAAUGGAUGGUUAAGAUAUAGGUUGUCACUGUACAAACCCUUAUAAGGUUUGCACAUAUCAUAUUCUAGUUUUUUACCUGUAAAAUAUAUAUAACAUAAUUUUUAUUACAGGAUUGUGCAUUAACUGCUUUUAUUCAUUGUUCAAAGAAGAAAAAAACUAUCGUUUAUGUAAAGUUCACACUUGAAUUCUGAACUGAAAAAUAAACACAGUGAAGAAGAAUGAAACUGAAACUGAUAAAAAAGAGUUUUAGUAGAUGAUAACGCGGUAUGGAUAGAACUGUUUCCAUGUAAAUGGUAGUUCAUAAAAUUAUACAUAACUUAUUCUCGACAAAUUAACAAAACAACAAUAUGAUUGUGGUUUAAUUAGUAGCAUACAGAUUUGAUGUUACAGUUAAAAUGACAUUCGAUUGGCAAUAUAACAAUAUGCUACAAAUCGAAACUCACAAAAUCAAUCUAAGACAUCAAACACAGACAAUUAAUGUUGUGGUGUGUACCGGUCACGGUGGAUACAACAUGGCAUGGGAAUUCAAUUCAUCGCAUGUAUGUAGUAAACACAAUGCAGAUGUCCAAAAAAGAAUUUCACGAACAAGAAAGCGAAAAAAAAAAGCAAAAAAUGUGAUCAACUCGCUGCCACAUAACUCAAUGAAUAACAAACUGAGUCAAAGACACCCCAUUGCCAUUGGCAAAAGUUUUUAUUAUUAUUCUUUUUUCUACUUCAAGCUCUGAUAGACUGAUGAUACAGCGAGAAGAAUACGCAGAUUCUCAGGCAUUAGAUGCCAAAAUCCCCGAUUUUGCCUGCCCAAUUUGAUUUUGCAGCCCUUCCCUUUAAAACCACCUGCUUCUUUCUCGACCUCUCCCUUCUGCUUUCUUCUUACACAGAAGAGACGAGAAGAUCUACUCUUUUAACCCCCUGAAAAAAGAAAUCGGAAAUUCAUCCUCCUUGUCUCCUCCCACUUUCCACCUACUCCACAGCAGCCCCGAGAUAUAUAUAAAAAAAAACCCAAAGAAAGGCAAGCCACGCGAGAUUGUUCAUAUUCUUCUGGUUGGUCUGGGAUUAGUUAACUACACAUUUGCGUAACUGGAGAGGGCUUUUUCUGGUGUUGUUGAUUUCGUGCUCUGUUAUUCUUUCUUCCUUCCUUCCUUCCUCAUCCGCGUGUUUUUGUCUCCUCAUCCUCCAUCCCCCCUUGCAUUCUUUAUUUUCUCGUGGUGGUUCAACUCCCCCCGCCUUAACCAGUUUGAUCCUGAAAGCUUGCCUGCCCCUUUUCUUCACAAAGUUCCAGUCUUUUUUACGUGUUCGACCUACCUGUCCAUUCGAGGAACUGGGGGUUUUUUUGAAUUGGGUAAUCAAUUGGCAAAGUCGCAUAGUUUGCCACUCUUUUUGGAACUGUGCUCGUUUCUGGAAUAAUCAUUUCGGAGGUGAGGGGAUGAUUCUGAAGUUGAGCCCUCCUCAUCAGCCAGGGUAGGGAAACUGUUCUUUUUUUGUGUGUGUUCUGCGUUUUGGAGAAAUGGGCCGCCGUUAAAGUUGGAGCGGAAACGAGCGUUAGCGUCUUCCCCGCCAUACCCAAUGGAUCUGGAGACGGGAGCUCAUCGUAAUCAUCUUAAGAAGGAAUCAUGGCGGACGGUGUUGACUCUGGCGUACCAAAGCCUAGGAGUGGUGUAUGGAGACUUGAGCACAUCGCCGCUGUACGUUUACAAGAGCACAUUUGCGGAAGAUAUUACGCACUCGGAGACGAACGAAGAGAUCUUUGGGGUUCUGUCAUUCGUCUUCUGGACACUCACCCUCGUCCCUCUCUUGAAAUACGUGUUCAUAGUUCUCAGAGCCGACGACAAUGGCGAAGGAGGGACGUUUGCCCUCUACUCGCUGCUGUGUCGGCACGCCCGAGUCAACGCGCUCCCCAAUCGGCAGGUGGCGGAUGAGGAUCUGUCCGAGUACAAGAAGAAGGACAACCUUAUUGCUACUUCCGGUUCGAAAAACCCGAGUUUUGGGUCGAGCUUGAAAUCGACUCUGGAGAAACACAGGGUGCUGCAGAGGAUCUUGCUGGUUUUGGCCUUGAUUGGGACUUGUAUGGUCAUUGGCGAUGGCGUUCUCACCCCUGCCCUUUCUGUUUUCUCUGCAGUCUCGGGGGUUGAGCUUUCAUUGUCAAAGGAGCAUCACAAAUAUGUUGAACUCCCAGCUUCAUGCGCUAUACUUAUAGCGUUGUUUGCCCUACAACAUUAUGGGACCCACCGGGUCGGAUUCUUGUUCGCACCAGUGGUUCUGAUAUGGCUUCUGUGCAUCAGUGGGAUUGGGAUAUACAAUAUUGUGCACUGGAAUCCCCAUAUCUACAAAGCACUAUCACCAUAUUACAUGUACAAGUUCCUGAAGAAAACUCAAAAGGGUGGAUGGAUGUCAUUAGGAGGGAUUUUGUUGUGCAUAACAGGCUCAGAAGCUAUGUUCGCAGAUCUGGGGCACUUUUCUCAGUUGUCUAUCAAGAUCGCUUUCACCUCUUUGGUUUAUCCAUCGUUGAUCCUUGCUUACAUGGGGCAGGCUGCAUAUCUAUCGACGCACCAUGUGAUAGAAAGUGAUUACCAAAUUGGUUUCUAUGUAUCUGUACCUGAUAAACUAAGGUGGCCAGUUCUUGUCAUAGCCAUACUUGCUGCAGUGGUGGGCAGCCAAGCAAUCAUCACAGGGACUUUCUCAAUCAUUAAACAGUGUUCAUCCCUGGGUUGCUUCCCUAAAGUCAAAAUAGUCCACACGUCAUCCAAAGUCCACGGCCAGAUCUACAUCCCUGAGAUAAACUGGAUUCUAAUGCUGCUUUGUUUGGCUGUUACAAUCGGUUUCAGAGACACCAAACGCCUGGGAAAUGCUUCAGGUUUGGCGGUUAUUACAGUUAUGCUGGUCACAACCUGCCUAAUGUCUCUGGUAAUCGUCUUAUGCUGGGAAAAGAGCGUGUUGCUAGCAAUAGGCUUCGUGUUCUUCUUUGGCACGAUUGAAGCGCUUUACUUCUCAGCUUCCCUCAUCAAAUUUCUGCAAGGAGCCUGGGUACCCAUUGCACUGGCAUUCAUAUUCCUGCUCAUCAUGUGCGUGUGGCACUAUGGCUCCCUAAAGAAGUACGAAUUCGAUGUCCAAAACAAGGUAUCCAUCAACUGGCUGCUUAGUUUGGGUCCUAGCCUUGGCAUUGUUCGGGUAAGAGGGAUAGGCCUCAUCCAAACCGAGCUUGUGUCGGGAAUUCCAGCAAUCUUCUCCCAUUUUGUCACCAACCUUCCAGCAUUCCACCAAGUCCUGGUGUUCCUCUGCAUUAAAUCAGUCCCCGUCCCCCAUGUGGGACCCGAGGAACGGUUCCUAAUAGGCCACAUCGGCCCAAGAGAGUACAGGCUGUACCGGUGCAUAGUCAGAUAUGGGUACCGUGAUGUCCACAAAGAUGACACAGAGUUCGAAAAGGAUCUGGUGUGCAGCAUAGCAGAAUUCAUACGAGCUGGGAGCACUGAAUUCAAUGCUGACAUGCCAAAAGAAGAAGAUGACAAGAUGACAGUGGUGGGUACUUGCUCAUCUAACGCUGCUGGGAUACGAUUGAGGGAGGAGGACAACGAAGAAAUAGAAACAGACCCUGGAACCUCAGAGCAACGGGAGAUAAAGUCACCACCUCCAGCAAUGCAACUGAAGAAACGAGUAAGAUUCAUUGUCCCGGAGAGCCCCGAGAUCGAUAAAGCUGCAAGGGAAGAGUUGCAGGAACUCAUGGAAGCCAGGGAAGCAGGGGUUGCGUACAUACUCGGGAACUCGUACGUCAGGGCAAAGCAAGGAUCCAGCAUGUUGAAGAAGUUUGUGAUAAACUAUGGGUACGAGUUCUUGAGGAGGAACAGUAGGGGCCCUACACAUGCCCUUACUGUACCUCAUGCAUCUACCUUAGAAGUAGGGAUGAUAUACAAUGUCUGAAAGCGAAAGUUUUGACCUACUGAUACCAGUUCUUAGAGGUGUGUCCGUGUCUGUAUUUAUAUGUACAUCCUGUAAUCUUUUGAGGUUGUUAUAAUGAGUACAAGUGGGAAACAAGGCCACCAUAUGUUAGAAAAUGGUGGAAUCAUAAUCAUACAUACUACGUAUAAAAAGCAGUUCUUGUACAAUUUGUGGAAUUCCUUCCAACUUCAUCGUUAUCAAAUUUCAACUUGACAAUGAGCAAGGAACCAACUCCAUGCCAUAUGGACGUUGGAACCAACUCCAUACCAUAUGGACGUUUUUGGCGAGAAAAACUCUGGUGUUUGAACUCAAUUAAUGCACUUUGACUUCUUGAACAAUGAAAAUCAACACGAUUCACACCUCUUUGAAACGAGGGUGUUUGAUGUUUUUAUGGUUUUUUGGAAACAAGCUACGUUAAUUACACAUAUUCCUAUGGAAGUUCAAUGAGAGUUCCGGAAACUAAAAGUUAUGACUAAUUUGCAGAGAAAAAGAUAAAGUUUGAUAUAGUGUGAAACCCUUGCUUCGUCUUCGUUUCUCCUAUUUAUGGCCAUCCCUCGUAGCCGCCAUGUAACUGCCUCUUUUAACCACUCCUUCCCAUGUCUAGUGCUUGAUGUAGAUUGCUUUGAUAUCUUAACUACCUUGCAUGCUUGCUGACCACUUGGUAUCUUGAUAGAUUGAUGACUUCACUUGGCAGGUAGCCACCUAGUGUCGUGGAGGUAUCAUGUGUGGCUUCAUCUUGAUGUUAGAUGCAUUGAUGAUACUCAUGCUGACCACCCUUGCAUGAUGUUAUGCUUGGCACCAAGGUGCUUGGAUGGUUGAUGGAUGCACAUUGACCCCCUUGGGGUGACAUCAUACUUGCAGGGUUUUGACAAGGUGGUCUACCAUGUGAAGAUAUACAUGGAUGAUACUUAGAAACUUAAUAACCUUGUCUACAGAGUACCAUGCACGACUAUGAUCACUUGAGUUCGUGCAGAUUAUUGUCAAUGGUUAGCACGUGUCAACAACUACCCUAUCCUAAGCCAAGUUUAACCUAAGAUGACGUUGUCGUAGAGUGGUAAUCAAGAUCGUAUUUUACUCGAGUCCUGGUAUCCUAGCCUACUUCCCGCCUUAUUGUUAAUUAGUUAAUCAGUUUUGGAGGUUUGAGUGUAGGAUUUGAGGGAAUUACUAGUUUAGAGAUCGAAUAAAGCUAAAAGCAGGUACUUCAGGGAACUAUUCCUCAUCCUAGUCUAGGGCUACUAUGUAAGUCUAGAUACUUAGGGUUAUCGAAUGUGGUGAGUGAGCUCGUUUCCGUGGGCUUUCGUGGUUAUCCACACACCUCCGAGUACGCCUCCCCUAGACCUAUAUAUAGUCACCUCGAUCUAGGCUAUCUUCUCUGGGGCAUUAAGCUCGUAGCUCCUUUCAAUGGAUACUAUCCACCGUCCACACCGAGGUUUUAUCCUGGGUUCUAUCUAGGAAGGCUACCUAUAGCAGGGUCGGUCGCCUUGACUACCAUAGGUCCCUAUUCGUAUAUCUAUCUCGAUUUUCUUGUGGCGCAUACCCGUCUAAUGGUAGAACUUCAUACCCAGCGUAGAAGCAUAAAGUAAGCUAAUAGAGAAGAUUAAGGCGACUUACUCAAACACAAUCAAGGAUAGAAUAACAA